Capra hircus (goat) is the source of this 683-nucleotide messenger RNA. It is a transcript of the gene C20H5orf47, whose product is annotated as chromosome 20 C5orf47 homolog. The record is from RefSeq and is a predicted model, not a curated record. The transcript is spliced from 5 exons. Lineage: Eukaryota; Metazoa; Chordata; Mammalia; Artiodactyla; Bovidae. Bases 181 to 480 code for a protein of 99 amino acids.
AUCCGUUUUAGCAGCCAUCUUGCCAGGGGCUCGAGUCGUUUGAACGGUCGGCUCCUCAGUCUCUCCCCCGCCGCCACACCCCCACCGCCGCCGCCACACCCCCGCCGCCCCUCCGUGGGCGGCUCCGCGUUCGUCGCUUUGCUUAGCGGCCGUUAGGCCACAGGCAGUGGGCCACUCACCAUGGACGGCCCUCCUGUCGGUCUGGGGACGGAGAGACGAGUCCGAACUGCGCUUCGGGGUUGCCCUGAGAAGCCGCAGAAGUGCAAUAAAGGUUUAACCCAGAAGAAUUUAGCUAAAGAGUUUGACUUCCCCAUACCUUUGAGUGAAACUUCCAAAAUAAUGAAGAAGAAGAACAAAAAGGUUUUAGUAUGGAGCGGAGUGUACAAAGUCAUUUCAAAGAUGCUUGAAGAGAAUGAGAAAUACAGACUUAGGCUGAAAUGCCAACAGUUGUCUAGAGAAAAUUCAAAAGAUAGAAAAUGAAUCUUCUUGUCAUCUUCUGGUUUAACCUAUUUCUGGAUCUGUUUGUCAAAGAAGAUUAUGAAGAGUUUAAAGAUGGAAUUUUAACUUGUCAUAAUUAUAUGGUUUGUUAGAAUUAGAACUUAAACAGUUGAGCAGAAGAAACUAUGCUUUUUAUCAAUUAGUGUUUCUUUGAAAAUUAAUAAAAAUUUUAAAUGUUAUAUGCA